GGGCUCAAACGCUGCAGCGGAUGUACGGCUGUGACCUCCUGGAGGACGGUAGCACCAGGGGGUUCUAUCAGGUUGCCUGCGACGGGAGGGACUUCAUCGCCUUCGACAUGGACACGAUGACGUUCACCGCGGCGGACGCGGCAGCGCAAAUCACCAAGAGGAAGUGGGAGGAGGACGGGACUGUCGCUGAGCAGUUGAAGCACUACCUGGAGAACACCUGCAUCGAGUGGCUGAGG
Molecule: messenger RNA, 236 nt
Organism: Fulmarus glacialis (Northern fulmar)
Lineage: Eukaryota; Metazoa; Chordata; Aves; Procellariiformes; Procellariidae
Product: class I histocompatibility antigen, F10 alpha chain-like
Exons: 1
Biological process (GO): immune response
Cellular component (GO): external side of plasma membrane
Source: RefSeq, a predicted model, not a curated record